This is a messenger RNA of Mercenaria mercenaria, 2652 nucleotides long. Its product is annotated as PCI domain-containing protein 2-like. NCBI's taxonomy places the organism in Eukaryota, Metazoa, Mollusca, Bivalvia, Venerida, Veneridae. The record is from RefSeq and is a predicted model, not a curated record. Gene Ontology annotation, biological process: transcription elongation by RNA polymerase II; poly(A)+ mRNA export from nucleus; post-transcriptional tethering of RNA polymerase II gene DNA at nuclear periphery. Gene Ontology annotation, cellular component: transcription export complex 2. The transcript has 14 exons. Bases 61 to 1260 code for a protein of 399 amino acids. Gene Ontology annotation, molecular function: RNA binding; double-stranded DNA binding.
AGUAACAAAAAUCCGAGAAGUAAACUUCCAAUUAAUGGCGGCGUCCACAAAAAACGAAAGAUGGCACAGUGGAGUUUAAAUCAAUAUUUCAACGUGUUGUACGACAGCUUACAACAGUAUGAUGGAGAAAAGGCAGGGGAGUUGCUUGGAUUCAACCAUCCACAUGUUGCCAAUCCAAGAUUACAGUUGGAAAAGCCUGAGUCAGCAGUGGGUCGAGUGUUUGAACCCCCAUGGGAGGAUCUAGUUGUGGCACAUUUGAGAUGUUGCUGGGCAGUUGGCAAUCAUGAUUUUGUUGAAGCAUACAACUGUCAGUCAUUCAUAGUGCAAUCAUUUACAAAGAUCUUCCAGAGUCAGAAAGAUGAGAACUGGUCUCUACCUCUUCUCUUUGCUAUAUGUUUAGAUCUCAGACUUUUUGCCAACAAGGCAGAUGAGCAAGUAGUGAGACUCGGGAAGGGAAAGUACGGUGAAAGGUUAGAGAAGGCAGCCGAUACUCUGAUGGGAUGUUUCAGAGUAUGUGCCAGCGACAAUCGAGCAGCUAUAGAAGACACCAAGAAAUGGGGAAUGUUAAAUCUCGUUAAUCAGCUGUUUAAAAUUUACUUCAAGAUUAACAAGUUACAUCUGUGUAAGCCUCUGAUACGUGCAAUAGACAGUCUACCAAUGAAGGACAAAUUCAGCUUGUCUCAUCUUAUAACAUUUAGGUAUUAUGUUGGACAAAAAGCCAUGUUUGAUGGGGAUUUUAAGAAGGCCGAAGAGUAUCUCAGUUUUGCCUUUGAACGAUGUCAUAAGGACAGUACAAAGAAUAAACGUCUGAUCCUACAGUUCCUUGUCCCUGUCAAGAUGUUACUGGGACAGAUGCCUAAAUCAGACUUAUUAAGGAAGUAUGAUCUCUUAGCCUUCUUAGAAGUCUCGCAGGCUGUAGGAUCUGGUAACAUACGUCAGCUGAAUGCAGUUAUGGAAAAGCAUGAACACUACUUCAUCAAAUGUGGAAUUUACCUCAUCUUAGAAAAACUCAAGAUCAUAGCCUACAGAAAUCUAUUUAAGAAAGUAUAUUUGAUACAGAAAACACAUCAGCUGCCUAUACAGUCUUUUACACGAGCUUUACAAUGGAUGGAAGUGGAGGAAAUUGAUAAUGAUGAAACAGCUUGUAUCAUAGCCAAUCUUAUAUGUGAUAACAAAAUAAAGGGGUAUAUUUCAUAUCAGCAUCAGAAGUUGGUCGUCAGCAAACAGAAUCCAUUUCCUCAGCUAUCUACAGUGAUAUAAACUGGUACAUGAUGUCAUGUUAUUGUGAACAGUGAGUGGUUGUUAUAGAACCACAUAAAUCUGCCAUGCACUCUAUUAAAUCAUGUACAGUGACUUUCACAACAGUGAUUUUGAGAAAACUCUAGCACAGUGAUUGUUGAGAAACUGCACAGUGAUUAAUGUGUGCCAGAAGAGUGAUUUAAGCUCACAACCUUAUAGUGAUUGCUACAGUCCUAUACAAGACAGUGAUUGUAGUGAUUAAUGUCUGGCAGGACAGUGUUUUUCGACAGACAUUUAAAUGUUAUUGGGACCAUAUCAUGCAGGACAGAUCUUUUAAUAAAACUGUACAGUGAUUAAUGUCUGAUAGGACAGUGCUUUUGGACAGACAUUUAAAUGUUAUUGGGACCAUAUCAUGCAGGACAGUGCUUUUAAUUAAACUGUACAGUGAUCUUUUUGCAUGAAGGCACUUUACUCGUGAACCACUGCACCCAGGACCUUCAAACUUCACAUGCUGAUAGUACUUAUGAGUACACGAACCCUACUGACUUUGGGGCCACCAAGUCAAAGGUCAAGGUCACAGGGGCCAAUGUUAAUUUUUUGCAUGAAGGCACUUUACUUGCGAACCACUGCACCCAGGACCUUCAAACUUCACAUGCUGAUAUUACUUAUUGAGUACACGACCCCUACUUACUUUGGGGUCACCAGGUCAAAGGUCAAGGUCACGGGCCAGUGUUAACUUUUUGCAUGAAGGCACUUUACUCGCGAACAACUGCACCCAGGACCUUCAAACUUCACAUGCUGAUAGUACUUAUUGGGUACACGACCCCUACUGACAUCACCAGGUCAAAGGUCAAGGUCACAGGGGCUAAUGUUAACUUUUUGCAUGAAGGCACUUUACUCAUGAACCACUGCACCCAGGACCUUCAAACUUCACAUGAUAAUAGUACUUGUUGAGUACACGACCCCUAUUGACUUUGGGGUCACCAGGUCAAAGGUCAAGGUCACCAGGUCAAAGGUUAAGGUGCUGCGAGGGCAUUUGUCACCAUUAGUGACACCUCUUGUUCCUUGAUUAUUACAGUCUUAAUGCAUUUCCGUAGAUGAAACUAUAUACAGCUGAUACACAAUACACAACAAUCUCGGAUGAAUUUGAGACCCCAAAGAAUGAGCAUUUAAGAGGUCACUGUGCUUAAUUGGCAACAAUUGCUUACACAUGUCACAUCAUCAUGAGAUUAGUAUGCAUUCUACUACCAGUUUUGUGAUCACAUUUCAUUGUAUAAAUAAUUUUGCCAAAUCCUUGUAGCUGAAGCACAAUUUAGAUUGACAAGUUCUGAGAGAACAAAAAUUUUAUUUUAUUUUAAAUGAUCUGAUUGGUUAACAGAUAAAUGCCACAUUGUGAAUAAACUGAUAAAUGUU